AUGCAGAACUGGCAGCAAAAUGGCCAGGCUGAUUCUGCCCAAAGCCACAAUAACAUAUGGUCGGGCUCCUAUGCGUUCCCUGAUGGAUCCAACCAAUUCGAUGCCACCCAAAAUUGGCAGCAUCAAAUCCCUAACCAGAGUGCCUUUCCACAACUAGCCCCACGUGGAGGUAACGCCAACGAGAAUAAUCUCUAUGCUUCACCGCAUCAAGGUCAUGCCGUCGUCGCCAACGAUCACAAUGGCAUGUCAACAUUGAACCAUGGCAACUUCCAUAAUGGCCAAUUCGCGCUGGACAAUUCAUACACAGACGCUGGCCAAGAAGACCCCUUGGCCAGUCUAGGUGAAUUUCCACAAGACUUAUAUGGCCGGCCAGGCAAAGCCGAUUUCACUGCAAACAUCGACGGCCUCAACCAUGGUCACACACCUGAGUUCUCACAGCAACAGUUCCAGUACAACGGCCAAGCCAACCAACUGUUCAAUGGAAAUGUUUCCCAGUAUGCUGAGGCGCAACUCAUGCCUCAGCAUGGUCACCAAUCACAGGCGCAGCUACAGCAGCGCUUCGACUCUGUUCCUCAGUCUUUCUCUCCAGCUCCUCAAGGCUACGUCCAGUCACCUCAACAACAUCAGGCUCAGCCUGAGAGAGUAUUUUCUCAAUCACCUCAUCCCUUCCAGGCGCAGCCGCCUCGUCAACAGAACAACAGCCAGGGAUUUUCCACUCAGACUCCGCCGCCACCUUUCCAGCAAAGCCAGGCGCCGCAAUACCAGCAGGACAAGUUCGUUCCCCAGCAGAUGUCCUAUGCUCAGCCUGUAGCAAGACCGCCAUUUCAGGCCGUUGCCGCAAGGCAGAUGCCAGGUCAAGACUCAGCUGCUCGGCAAUCUCCACAGCCCCAGCACCAACCUGCACACCAGGCCAAAUCAGUUCCUUCACCAGCUCGUCAAGUUCAACCGCAGCAGCCUCAACCGCAGCCGCAGCUGCAGCAGCAUAAUCAUCAACAACAUACGUUGCAGCCAUCGCAACCGCUGCUCAUCGCUGCAGCACCAGUUUCUCAACCCGGAACGCCCAUCAUUGACCCCGCCCUCCAACCUGAGCCAGUGUCGCUGAAGAAGCGCAAGCGUGUUGUGAAGAAAGAGCCCGAGCCUGAACAAGCCGACUCCCCUGGCGAUGCCACCGUUAAAAAGGGAGAGGAUGGGGAAACGCUGGUCUUGCCCUCGAGUACUGAAGAAGAGAUGGCUCUCCAAGCACAGUUCAAGAAACGCAACGCCGCGUCCAAGAAGCAGUUUCCUCCCAUUCCCGGAGCCUCAUUUCUUGUUACCUCUGGUACGACUAAGUUGAUCCCGCCCAAGAGCUAUGACCGACUCGCGCCACUAGUUGCUUUGUCAUCGCCCAAUGGCAGACGCAUCUUGCCCGAACUCCGCCCCGACCUUCCCUGUGAGAUUCAAGGCAGAUUCAUGGAGAAUUAUAGGCCGUCCCCAAACUUUGUCGGAAAGCCCGAUGAUCGCGAGGCGGAGGCAAGGCCUCUCAUCGAGCAGUAUCAACGUGAGAUGACGAGCCUAGGCCUCCGGCGACCCAAAUACGCCGACUACCCGUUCGCAUUCCAGGAGCAACUUAAGGCCGAUGAAGCAGCCAAAUCCAAAGCCCAGAGAAAGGCUAGAAAGGAGGAGGAGGAGGAACGAAAGAAGCCCAUUCGUCCUGAGAAGCGGCCCGCAGAUCCUAUUGAGGGUGCUGUUUGGGACAUCCUCGGCAUUGUUUACAUUGAUCCUUCCGCGACCAGAACGAAUGCGCUCAUUGCUGGUGCUGUUCAAUCUCUGGGUGAAUUUUUCAUCAAGCUGAGAUCGGAAGCGGUCCGCUUGAAGCAGGAGGCCGACCACGCAGCAAAAGAUAACAAGCCUGAGAAAGAAAUUGCGGAGUGGAAUAAAAAGUUGGACGUCAAGAAGGAAACCUUCACUCGAGUUUGCGAAGCGGCAGCUAAGCACGGCGAUGAGGCCGUGCUGGAGAACUUUGGCAGUCAUCAAAAGGGCAUAUUGAGUCUGGUGAACAUGUUGAUAGGCGCCAUAAAGGCUGGUGAUCUCAGUGGACCUCUACCCAAGGCUCUUCUUCGCUUCAUGUCAAACAUCAGCAUGUUCAAGAAGGUCACAGAAGCUGUCAACUUUGAGAACGUGCGAAAGCGCCUUGCUGAGAAGGGCGAUGCUGAGGUCAAGGACUUGGUUCGUACGAUAGCAUCGAGGAUCAAGAAAGACACAGAACCAGUCAAUGCGGUCGAGAUCAAGAAGACAUCGUCAGCAGCCCCUAUCAGCAAAGUCCUUAAGCCGGCCGCUAAGCCUGCUGAUGGCUCUCCUGCCAAGAGAGUCCGCGAUGAGGAAAGUGAUUCUCGCGUCACCAAGAAGCUAGCCGUCGAGUCAACAAGUAGCGUGUUGGGCAACAAACUGGGUGCGAAGCCGGUUGCUGGGACUCUACAGUCCAAGUUUGGUGCUGGCGCGAAGCGUCCAGCGCAAACGUCUACCCUUGCCAGCAAAAUCCGGGCUCCAAAGCCAGUCACGACAAGAGACCCUCCCAAGGUCGAGCCUUCAAAAUUCGAAGGACCAAACACAACCACGCCUAUGGAUGUUGACAAGAAGCCAGCAGCAUCCGCUGUGAAACCCGAGUCGAGGGUGUCUGCUGUCAAGACGGCCGUCUCUAGCGGUUCUUCGUUGUCCAGCAUCGCUUCUCUACUCGACUCCAUCACCGCGCCCAAGCAGGACGGUCCUUCAACACAGGCGAAAGAUUCGAGCAAAAAAGAUAUCUCAGAGACACCCGAGCAGAAGGCAAAGCGGCUUCGCAAAGAGGCCCGCCGCCAUCUACGUGUCAGCUUCAAGCCCCCCGAGGAGCUGGUGGAGAUUCGUAUUUUCACCAAAGAGGUCGCAGAAGGCGAGGACAAUAUGACCAAGGACGCAGCGGAUGAUCGGUCUGAGGGAAUGAUGCUAAAGCAGCGUAACUACAAUGAGGACGACGAUGAGGACGACGAACUGCCAGAGAAGCCUUGGGCCAGGCCAACUCUCGUCGACCUUUCUGGAAUCCCCGAAGACAUUCGUAACAAGUCCUACGUCACUCGUGGUGGUAACCUGACUCUCCAUACGGAGGAGCAAAAGUUCAUAGAGGAACGAGAGAAGAAGGAACUGAUGGUUACCUAUAUGGACGUUUCAGAUAUUCCGCCUACGCCAAAAUCUCCAGCCCCUGAGUUUGCGACAGUCAUGAGCGAUUCUGAGGGCAAAGUCUACCAGCUACCGCAGGGUGAGCCGAAAUACGACGAGAUCCACAAGCGCUGGAAGGAGACACAGACAUUCGGGUGGGAAGCGGCACAGUACUAUGCUCGCAAGCGCCUCGAUGCCAAGGAUGACCCGGGUGCAAAGCUCAACUCUAUUCUAGGCAACCUCAAGCCAAUCGCCCCAGCAGUCGAGCCCGAACCGUACAACAUGACGCCGCCCAAGGAGAAUGCGCAGCCAGUUAUCCCUCCCGCAGCCGAGAUGCAGCUUGUUCCGGCGCUUCCUUUCGACGACAAAGUACACAGCAUUCUCACCUCAGACGAGGUGAAGACCUGGCAGGACGCCAACCCAUUCAACUCGGCUGCUCCGCAGACUCAUCGACGCUACGAUUAUCCGGACCCAGCUGUUCAAGCAGCCGCCGACCAGGUUGAGGAGGCAGCUGAGACAUUACGAGGACUGCCAUACCCGGCCACUAGUCCACCAGCAUACCUGGCAAACAAUCAGGAGAGAACGAGAGAGUGGUGGGCUGGAUACCAGAAGGACUCAACGGCGAGAGCCAAGAAGGACGCAGAGGAUGCAGCUCGCAAUGCGCCUCAGAACGAGGCACAGACUCAGCAGCCCGCCGCGCCUGAAACCCAAGAACAGCAGUGGGCAGCUUAUUAUCAGCAACAGCAACAAUAUGCCCAGUAUAUGGCCAUGCUACAGGGCGGGCAACCCCAGCAACCAGCUCUACCAGCUCCAACCCCGGCGCCCGCGACACAACCUGCACAGUUGGGUGACUCCCAGCUUCAAGCGAUGCUCGCCCAGAUGGGACAACAGCAGCCGGGGUCUCAAGGCAAUGCAUAUGGGCUCAACCCGUCAGACACUGGUUACCAGCAGUUGAUGAUGCUGGCGCAGCUCCAGCAACAGCCUCAGCAGCAGCAAGCACCGCCUCCCCCGGCUGUUCCACAGUCUCCGCCUGACCACGAAACGAGCUCGUACAAGCCUCCUCACCUUCAGCGCCAGCUGGUAGACUACAGCGACCGAGACACCAGGGACGAAUUCGAGCAACACGGUGGACGUGAGCGGGAUAGGGACCGCGGUCGUGAUCGCGAGCGCGAAGGAAAGGGGGGUAAGCAGGGUAAAAACCGCAAGGGCAACGCUCCGGGCGGCGCCACGCUCGCUCCCCAUCGCCCUGUCAAUCGUGCUCUCAUCGGAACCAAGCCUUGCAGCUUUUGGCAGCAGGGCAAGUGCGCUAGAGGCGAGAAGUGCACUUUCAGACACGACAACUAA
Molecule: messenger RNA, 4512 nt
Organism: Colletotrichum orchidophilum
Lineage: Eukaryota; Fungi; Ascomycota; Sordariomycetes; Glomerellales; Glomerellaceae
Exons: 1
Coding region: 1-4512 (1503 amino acids)
Molecular function (GO): metal ion binding
Source: RefSeq, a predicted model, not a curated record